CUGAGGUAGCUGUUUAGGGUUGCAAGUCAACCAGAGAGUGAACAAGAUAGCAGACAAAAAGAACAAGAGAAAGAGGAGCAGAAUUGGGAAUAGAGGGAUGGAUGUACAGAACAGAGGGAAAACUGUGAGCAUUCCUCUAGCAGAGGCUGAGAAAUAUUACCUGUUCUUCCGUCGUUGCCAAUGGCUCCACAAUGAGAUCAUGCAGAAGGAGUCCAGUUCUCUAUUUGCUGCUGACAUCCUCACUGAGCUCAAGAAACAGUUUGCAUUCCUAUCAGGGGGAAGAGGACAGGAUGGAAGCCCUAUCAUUAUCUUCCCAGAAUUUCCUUCAUUUUGUGAAAUUGAAGAUCAAGAUUUUCGUAAUGUUCUCACCUACCUGACAAGUGUUCCCAGUCUGAGCGCAGCAGGUGUGGGCUUUAUCGUAGUGAUUGACAGACGCCAGGAUCGAUGGACUUGUUUAAAGGGAACAUUACUGCGUAUCUCAGGCUGGUUUCCUGGUAAUCUUCGGUUUGUUCUGGUGCUGAGACCCAGUGCCAUCCUGCAGCGAACCCUGUCUGAUGUGUUUUUCAAACUCCACAGAGAUGACUUUAAAGUACCGGUUAUCAUGCUAAGCUCAGUGACUGAUCUGCACUCUUAUAUUGAGCGGAGUCAACUGACACAAGAACUGGAUGGCUCUCAGUACUACUGCCACAUGACCUGGAUCUCUCUUCGCACCGAUCUCGAAAACUUUGCUGCGUCAGUGAAGAGGAUGGCUCAGAGACUACAGGUGUUUGGCAGGGAACUGGCAGAAACUGAACUUCCUAACAACCUUCUAACAACCAGAAAUCUGCUGAAUGCACACGCCAGCAAGAAAGACAGUUUGAAAUUGGAAAAAACUGUAAUUGACAUCAGUUUCUUCCACACACAGUGGAGUGAUCAGGUCGGCACGGCAGAGGUAGUCACAGAUGAUGAAGCAGGAGAUGUGUAA
Xyrauchen texanus (razorback sucker) is the source of this 964-nucleotide messenger RNA. Its product is annotated as guanine nucleotide exchange factor DBS-like. Gene Ontology annotation, molecular function: guanyl-nucleotide exchange factor activity. Bases 98 to 964 code for a protein of 288 amino acids. The transcript is spliced from 8 exons. NCBI's taxonomy places the organism in Eukaryota, Metazoa, Chordata, Actinopteri, Cypriniformes, Catostomidae. Gene Ontology annotation, cellular component: extrinsic component of membrane; cytoplasm. Gene Ontology annotation, biological process: positive regulation of Rho protein signal transduction. The record is from RefSeq and is a predicted model, not a curated record.